This is a messenger RNA of Telopea speciosissima, 1384 nucleotides long. RefSeq lists its product as uncharacterized. NCBI's taxonomy places the organism in Eukaryota, Viridiplantae, Streptophyta, Magnoliopsida, Proteales, Proteaceae. Bases 132 to 1358 code for a protein of 408 amino acids. The record is from RefSeq and is a predicted model, not a curated record. The transcript is spliced from 15 exons.
UCCCUUCCCAUUGCAUGAAUUCUCUAUUUCCAUUCCAACCGGUUUGGCUUUUCGGCUCCAGAGAACUCAUCUUCUCAUUUCAGUCACCCUUGAGAGACAGACAGCACUUGGCUUGAAACAUGGAGAUAUGAAUGCUGUGGUGUUGCACUAUGAUGUCAGUCACCAUACGCAGAGAGAAGAUUGAAUCUCGUAGGAGAUCAGCAGCACUUAAACUGAUCCUUUUACCAAUAUGUGGUGUUUUUAUGGGAUAUUUUGUUGGUUCUUCGUUUCAUACAGUUUUGACAUUGAAGGUGGAGUUGCCUAGGCAUGUGCAGAGUGCAUGGAAUGAAAAAUAUUCAGAGAAGGUUAAUCCACUGUUCUUUUGUGAACAGCUUUUUGUUAACUCAAAACGAGAUCCAUUGUUUACUUCAGAAACCAAGUAUGCUAAUCUGGGUUCUAAACCAAAACAAAGCAUUAAGAUAUAUGUACCAACAAAUCCGCAUGGAGCUGAGUCCUUGCCUCCUGGAAUUAUUGAAUCUCUAUCAGAUUUGUAUCUCCAUGGAUUGAGAGGAAAUCCAAGAGAGCAUUUGGUAGCUAAACCAAAGUAUCUGCUGGUUUUAACUGUCGGAUAUCUUCAGAAGGCUAUGGUUGAUGAUAUUAUCUCAAAGUUUUCGGAGAACUUUUCAUUUGUUCUAUUUCACUAUGAUGGGAGGGCAAGUGAGUGGGAACAGUUUGAGUGGUCUCAACGAGCGAUUCAUGUCAGUGCAAGGAGACAAACAAAGUGGUGGUAUGCCAAGCGAUUUCUCCAUCCAGAUAUCAUAGCCCCAUAUGAAUACAUAUUUAUCUGGGAUGAAGAUCUUGGAGUAGAGAAUUUUAAUGCAGAAGAGUAUAUUAAACUUGCAAAGAAGCAUGGGCUAGAGAUAUCACAACCAGGAAUAGAGUCAAAGCAUUUCUUGCAAUGGUCGAUGACAAGGAGGAGGGAUGAUGUAGAAGUUCACAAGGAGACUGAAGAAAAGCCUGGUUGGUGUCAUGACCCGCACUUACCACCCUGCGCAGGGUUCGUCGAGAUAAUGGCUCCAGUUUUUUCACGAGAGUCAUGGCGUUGUGUCUGGCACAUGAUUCAGAAUGAUUUGGUACAUGGUUGGGGUUUAGAUCUCGCCCUGCAAAGAUGUGUGAAGCCAGCCCAUGAAAAGAUAGGUGUUGUGGAUGCUCAAUGGAUAGAACACAAGGGUGUGCCUUCUCUUGGAGACCAGGGUAAAGCUAUCGAUGGAAAGGCCCCAUGGAAAGGGGUUCGGUCAAGGUGCUUUGCUGAAUGGAAAGAAUUUGAGAGUAGAAUGAGGAAAGCUGAAAGGGAGCACCUCAAUCUGAGCAUGCAUUGAGUGGAUGACUUGGUUUGAAUUUUAAG